Molecule: messenger RNA, 1653 nt
Organism: Trichoderma virens Gv29-8
Lineage: Eukaryota; Fungi; Ascomycota; Sordariomycetes; Hypocreales; Hypocreaceae
Exons: 6
Coding region: 1-1653 (550 amino acids)
Source: RefSeq, a predicted model, not a curated record
AUGGCCAUCGCACAACAUGGCGGCGGCGUGGGUACGGCACACGUCAACAUGAUGACGGAUACUAUCAUCGCCAAUCUCCCUGCCGAUGGUCUUCGCGUGGUAAUGAGGUCGCUCUUGGUAUUGUUUCCGGAAAUCACACGCGCUUUUGAAUGCGAGACGAGAAAGUAUGUUGAACAGAGAGCUACGUCUUCGAUAAUAGGAAAAGACAAAAAGCCCAGUCUUGCCGAACUGAACAGGACGCAACAAAUCGCCCGCAGUAUGCUUGGCUGUGGACUCUCAUUCGAGAGCCUUCAAUUAUUUCAGAACCUAGUUUCUCAGGGAACGUUUCUUAUACCAAGGACCAGCGAUGACAGUCGUGGCGAACUGUAUGCCUUUUUGACAAGCGUGGAUGGCGACAUCGUACAAGCAAUGACUGCGGUUCAAAAAUCUCUUUUUAUAAAUACUGGCGCACGGGUAAUGAAUAAUGGAGAGCACUCCUCGGUGGAAGCUCUCUAUCAGUCAUUGACAAGCUGUUAUGCUACCCUAAAAGCAACGGAGCAAGAUUAUCCCUUUGGACGAAGUCUAGUAUCAACGGCUGGUAUUCUUGGGCUACCCCGACCAGCACUUCUAGAUGCACAUCAGGAUGUCAGCAAACAGACCUCUAUGACACCGUUACCUCUACAAGCAAAAGAAACUUUUCAACUUAAUGGACACGAAGUUCCACGAAUAUUUUCGGGGCUUUGGCAAAUGUCAAGUCCUGCGUGGGGGGCUGCAUCGUCCUCUAAGAUUGUGGAACAAUUCUCAAGUCAUGUUCAACAAGGUUUUACAGCAUUUGAUAUGGCUGACCAUUACGGUGACGCUGAGAUCAUUUUUGGACGCUUUUCAUCCCUGUACCCCCACAGGCAUAAAAUAUUUACAGCAACAAAGUACUGCGUUUUUCAUCCAAUGACUGUGUCUCGAGAGGCAGUACAAGAAAAUGUCACAGAGCGUUGUCGCCGAUUGCAGACAGAGAAGAUUAAUCUGUUACAGUUUCAUUGGCAAUUUUAUCAAAAUCCGGACUAUCUAAAAGCUCUCAGAUUUCUAACAGAAGAUGAUCGGGUUGAAACAGUCGGUCUUUGCAAUUUUGAUACGAAGCAUCUCCUUGAGGUGGUCCAAUCUGGCAUUAGAGUAUACACCAACCAAGUCCAGUUUUCUCUCGUCGAUUCUCGGCCUAUUUUCGAAAUGGGGAACGCUUGUGAGGAGCACAAUAUCAAGCUCUUGACAUAUGGCACACUGUGUGGUGGGUUUCUUGCCGACAAAUGGCUUGGAAAACUUGAGCCAGAUAUAUACGAUGGAUCAAUCACACCCAGCCAACGAAAGUAUUUCGAAAUGAUACGCAGUUGGGGUGGCUGGGAUCUCUUCCAAGAGUUGCUAACAGUGUUGCGCGUUAUUGCCACAAAACAUCAGGUCGACAUAUCAAAUGUCGCUACUCGCUGGGUGCUGGAUUUUCCCUAUGUCGGCGCAGUCAUUGUUGGUGCACGUAUGGGCAUAAGCGAACAUACAAAUGAGAAUUUGUCCAGUUUUGGUUGGUCUCUCGAUCAAUCAGAUCAUGAUAUGAUUGAACAGAUCUUAAUACGAAGCCAAAGGUCUGAAAUAUUUCACAAAGUAGGUGAUUGUGGAGCAGAGUAUAGGUAG